AUGAGCGCAGAACCCGACCACACUCAUGAUAAGAAGAGGGUGCACCUUCAGGACGCCUCUGGCGCCGAGAAGAAAGAGGAACUCGAUACCGCAACAGCCAUCCUAAAGAAGAAGAAGAAGCCCAACUCAUUGAUUGUGACCGAUGCCGUCAAUGAUGAUAACUCCGUUAUUGCCCUUUCCAACAACACUAUGGAAACCCUCCAACUCUUCCGCGGUGACACAGUUCUGGUUAAGGGCAAGAAACGGAAAGACACCGUUCUGAUUGUGUUGGCGGAUGAUGAUCUUGAUGAUGGAAGUGCCCGCAUCAACCGUGUGGUGAGGCACAACCUCCGUGUCAAGCACGGCGAUGUCAUCACUGUUCAUCCAUGCCCUGAUAUUAAAUAUGCCAAGCGUAUUGCCGUUCUCCCCAUCGCAGACACUGUUGAGGGUCUCACCGGCUCCUUGUUCGACGUCUUCCUUGCCCCCUACUUCCGCGAAGCCUACAGACCCGUGAGACAGGGCGACCUGUUCACAGUAAGAGGAGGUAUGAGGCAAGUGGAAUUCAAGGUCGUGGAAGUGGAUCCUCCGGAGUAUGGCAUUGUUGCACAAGAUACCGUCAUCCAUUGCGAGGGUGAGCCUAUUCAGCGCGAGGAUGAGGAGGGUAACCUCAACGAGGUCGGCUACGAUGACAUUGGUGGCUGCCGGAAGCAGAUGGCACAGAUCCGUGAAUUGGUGGAACUGCCCCUCCGUCAUCCCCAGCUGUUCAAGUCCAUUGGUAUCAAGCCACCUCGCGGUAUCCUCAUGUACGGCCCCCCCGGUACUGGUAAGACUCUGAUGGCUCGUGCCGUGGCGAACGAGACCGGCGCUUUCUUCUUCUUGAUCAACGGCCCCGAGAUCAUGUCCAAGAUGGCCGGUGAAUCCGAAUCGAAUCUGCGCAAGGCCUUUGAGGAGGCUGAGAAGAACUCCCCCGCCAUCAUCUUCAUUGAUGAGAUCGAUUCCAUCGCCCCUAAGCGUGAGAAAACCAAUGGUGAAGUUGAGCGCCGUGUCGUCUCUCAGCUCCUCACCCUAAUGGACGGUAUGAAGGCUCGUUCCAACGUUGUCGUCAUGGCCGCCACCAACCGUCCAAACUCUAUCGAUCCUGCUCUCCGUCGUUUCGGCCGUUUCGAUCGUGAGGUCGAUAUUGGCAUUCCCGACCCCACUGGCCGCCUGGAGAUUAUGCAGAUCCACACCAAGAACAUGAAGCUCGGAGAGGACGUUGACCUGGAGACCAUCGCCGCUGAGACCCAUGGUUACGUCGGCUCUGAUCUUGCGUCUCUCUGCUCUGAGGCUGCCAUGCAGCAGAUUCGUGAGAAGAUGGAUCUGAUCGAUCUGGACGAGGAUACUAUUGAUGCUGAGGUGCUCGACUCCCUUGGUGUCACCAUGGAGAACUUCCGUUAUGCCCUUGGCGUCUCCAACCCCUCCGCUCUUCGCGAAGUGGCUGUUGUCGAGGUGCCCAACGUUCGCUGGGAGGACAUUGGUGGUCUGGAGGAGGUCAAGCGCGAGCUCAUCGAGAGCGUGCAGUACCCUGUGGACCACCCCGAGAAGUACCAGAAGUUUGGUCUUUCGCCUUCCCGAGGUGUGCUGUUCUACGGUCCUCCUGGUACUGGUAAGACCAUGCUUGCCAAGGCCGUUGCUAAUGAGUGCGCUGCCAACUUCAUCUCCGUUAAGGGCCCUGAACUGCUCUCGAUGUGGUUCGGUGAGUCCGAGAGCAACAUUCGUGAUAUCUUUGAUAAGGCCCGUGCUGCCGCCCCUUGUGUCGUCUUCCUGGAUGAGUUGGAUUCGAUCGCCAAGUCUCGUGGUGGUUCUGUUGGUGACGCUGGUGGUGCCUCUGACCGUGUUGUCAACCAGCUCCUGACCGAAAUGGACGGUAUGACCUCCAAGAAGAACGUCUUCGUCAUUGGUGCGACGAAUAGACCCGAGCAGCUUGAUGCUGCCCUUGUCCGUCCUGGUCGUCUGGACACUCUUGUCUACGUUCCCCUGCCCGACCAGGCUUCCCGUGAGGGUAUCCUCAAGGCCCAGCUGCGCAAGACCCCUGUCGCAUCCGAUGUGGACUUGCCCUUCAUUGCAAGCAAGACCCACGGAUUCUCUGGUGCUGAUCUUGGAUUCGUUACUCAACGUGCUGUCAAGCUGGCCAUCAAGCAGUCUAUCACUGCUGAUAUUGAGCGCCAGAAGCAGCGUGAGGCCAACGGCGAGGAUGUCAAGAUGGAGGAAGAUGAGGAGGUCGACGAGGAGGAUCCUGUGCCGGAGCUUACCCGUGCGCACUUCGAGGAGGCCAUGAAGUCGGCCCGUCGGUCCGUCAGCGACGUGGAAAUCCGCCGUUACGAGGCUUUCGCUCAGAGCCUCAAGAACUCGGGCGGCAGCAGCUUCUUCCGCUUCCCCUCCGCAGGCGAGGUCCAGGACAACAACACGUUCGGUGAAGCCGGCAAUGACGACAGCCUCUAUGACUAA
Molecule: messenger RNA, 2466 nt
Organism: Aspergillus pseudotamarii
Lineage: Eukaryota; Fungi; Ascomycota; Eurotiomycetes; Eurotiales; Aspergillaceae
Gene: cdc48
Product: AAA family ATPase CDC48
Exons: 6
Coding region: 1-2466 (821 amino acids)
Biological process (GO): autophagosome maturation; mitotic spindle disassembly; retrograde protein transport, ER to cytosol
Cellular component (GO): nucleus; VCP-NPL4-UFD1 AAA ATPase complex; cytosol
Molecular function (GO): ATP hydrolysis activity; polyubiquitin modification-dependent protein binding; ATP binding
Source: RefSeq, a predicted model, not a curated record